This is a messenger RNA of Iphiclides podalirius (scarce swallowtail), 1443 nucleotides long. The record is from the annotation of a GenBank genome assembly. NCBI's taxonomy places the organism in Eukaryota, Metazoa, Arthropoda, Insecta, Lepidoptera, Papilionidae.
AUGGAGCACGUGAACUGGUGGCAGCCAGAGAACUUGAAACACCGAGGACCCAGGAGCGUCUCUUCCAUAUCAGAUCCAGCUGACUUCAGAAAUGGUUGGGUGACCCUAAGUUCUUAUCAGGCACGGUUCCAACAGAAGCAGUUGCAGGAGCGAGAGCUGAAGAUUGCGUCGCUUUACGAGGCUCAGCAGGCGCGCGCCCUGGACAAAGUGCGCCUGUCGCCCAGCAAUGCCAGCACCGCCAGUUCAACAACACAUCCCCCCGUGCACCACCCGGGGAAGGUAAGACAGAUGUUCGAGGAGCGCAGGACUAAGGCAGGCAUAGACAAGAGCUACCCACUGCAGCCGAUCCACAAUACGGAGCGUGCCAAGACUAAGAACCCGUUGCCCAAUGGAUACACGAAGGUCGCGAACACUCGAGUCACCGUCGAGAAGAAGGCCACGAGCAGAAACCAUGUCACAAGCACGCACAGUGUGAAAAAACAAGUCAUACAGAAAACAGAAAACAUUGCGAACAUCUCCGGCGAUUUAAACCACAAUCAUGAGUUGGAUCUGAAUUCAUUUAAAAACACGUGCCAGACCAAUGGCGACCUCAACCACUCGGACGAAGUUGACAAUAGCGGAGAAGCAGAGACCAACGGCCUCCUUGAAGACGAGACCUUCCCCGAGGCGUUGGCGCCCACGCCCACGCCCAGAUCACCAGAGCCGAAGCGGGAGGUCAAGAAGAUCACAGCACAGAAGGAAGUGCCAACCGGCAGACAUCCCGUACAAAAGCGGACCAGCAGUCCAACGAAAGCGAGACCACAAAAUGUCGCGCCCGUCGCGUCAACGAAACGGAUCGGCAGCGAGAACACCGUGCCGGAGUCGAGGAAACCACGGGCAACCAUGCAACGGCCCACAAACGCUGUAAUCAAGAAAUCGACAGUGGCCACGCCCACUGGCAAGACGCGCCCCGGCAUCUCUGCCGCAGCGCCGUCCUCCAACUCCGCUAGCGGGGGCGAAGGCGCCGCGUGCGCCAUCUGCGGCCGGCGCUUCGCCCCCGACAGGCUGCCGAAGCACCAGGAGAUAUGCAAGAAGUCGCACUCGAAGAAGCGGAAGCCCUUCGACGCGCUCAAGCACCGGCUGGCCGGCACGGAAGCGGAACCGUUCAUAGGCAAGCUGAGGAAGAGCGCGCCGCAGAGCACCAAGGGGGGCAAGCAGCUGAACAGCAGCUGGCGGCAGAAGCACGAGGAGUUCAUACAGGCGAUACGGGCGGCGAAACAGGUGCAGGCGCACCUCAAGAAGGGCGGCAAGCUGAGCGACCUGCCGCCGCCGCCGCCCUCGGAGAACCCGGACUACGUGCCGUGCCCGCACUGCGGCAGGCGGUUCAACAAGUCGGCGGCCGAGAGGCACAUACCGAAGUGCGCCAACUACCAGUUCAACAAGCCCAAGCCCACCAGGCGACGG